Messenger RNA from Monopterus albus (swamp eel), 3072 nucleotides. RefSeq names its product transmembrane protein 275a (gene tmem275a). The record is from RefSeq and is a predicted model, not a curated record. The coding region runs from base 704 to 1324 and encodes 206 amino acids. The transcript is spliced from 2 exons. Lineage: Eukaryota; Metazoa; Chordata; Actinopteri; Synbranchiformes; Synbranchidae.
UAAAUCAAAUGUUUGCGCGUUCGUCUUGAAUCUGCACCAACACCCAUCACCUUCACCAUCCUCUUCACAGGAGCGCGCGCGCACAUCCGGCUGAUUAGUGGUAAAGAAUGGAUCGGUGGAUGGGAGGAGGAACAUGCUAUAGGCGGCAGGUCAAAAAUAGUUGAACAGGACGGCUUCACACCGACUUCUGGAGAGAAUCCUCCUAUACAUUCCCUCAAUUUCUGUUGUGGGAUGACCUGUCAGGUGUUACGUGCGUCUCGGUCCACAUCAGGAGCGGCGCACGGUGAUACGUCUGUGUGCCAACACAGAAGAAAUGCCAUCUCACCCAAGUGAUCUUCUCUGUCCUCUCAGAUUUUAUUUUCCUUAGCGGGUCGGGUCGCUCUGCUUUGUGUUUCGCUGGCCACUGAUUGAAUGGCUGUCAUAACUUGUGUCCUCAGGACUGUAACGCAAAAGCAGCAUGAAAAUCCUUCGUCUGGUCUUUGUGCGUCCUUUCAACCUCUCAUUAAUAUCACCGAGUAAUUAGUCUGGGAUUCGCGUUGAAAAUCCACCGAUUAAACAAUGCAAAGACCUUCAGUAUACAGACAUAAAAGAGAAAGAUAUUGCCACAUUGUGAAAUGGACACACUUUAUGUAAACAUUGCCAUGGGGAAGAACUUGGACUGAAGCACAGGGAGAUAUAAUAACACAGAGGAAGAGAGAGAGCCAUGGUUAUCACUGAUAGAAACACCAGCACCCCUCUUCCUAAAAAGGAGCCCCAGAAGAAGAAGAGGAGGAAGUCUCGCCCUCAUGGCCUGCCCUCUCCAGCGCUCUGCUGUGCCUGUGGCCUAUGCAUCAUGCUGGCUGGACUCAACAUCACUCUGGUGGGAGCAUUCGCCUUCAGCACACUGGUGCCUUCUGCCAACCCCCCAAUCAUCAUUGGACCUGUCCUACUGCUGGUGGCCUUUUCCUUUUUCGGGGCCUGUUGUGUGUGCAGUCGCCUCCCCCCUCCUCACAGCUCAUGCAGGGGUAAGAUGGGCAGCAGAGGAAUGGGGUUAAUGGGGCCCGGAGGGCUGGCUGGUGGGGCAGCGUUUGAAAUAGAGACCAGUGAACACACACUGCAGGAUACUACAGCUGUGCAGCUCAGUCCUACUUCCUCCCCUGGAUCCUCCCAGGCAUCCAGCCCAGAAAAGGAGGCUCCUGACACGACUCUACCGGGACCUUGCAAGCUCUUCACCAUGGAGACCAACAGCCCUUCAUCUGUUUUCACCGCAGCGGUUUACUCAGCCUCCACAGCAGCAGGAGGGGAGGUGAGGCUCAAUCUGCCACGUGAGGAAGUGGCCACCUAGCAGGGCAGAAUCUCUUCCACGGUGGAGCAUUAGCAGUGUAAAUAUCCUUCUGGGUCGAGGGCUUGCUGAGUGUGAUUGCGUCUUCUAGUUGUGCCAAAAGUAUGCUUUUGUUUUCUCUUACUGUGCAGCCAAUUGAUAAUUAGCAUGCUAAAUUAAGGAAACAUCCAACUAUUUGUGGAUCAUAGGUCUUGGAAUUCAAAUUUCUACCUCUCUUGUGCUGUUUUCCUACAGGUUGUUGUUUUUAAUGUGGGGCAUUAUGAACAGUUUUUGUGUAGAACUCGAACUAAGUGUCUGAGACCAUAAACAUUUAUCUGUCACUGUUACUCUGAUUGGUGGGAACCUCAGCUGUGGCAGUGAUUUGAGAGGGCUUGCCUGAAAAAUGUGAUUUUUUUCUGAAAUAUGUGAAAGGUCAAUAGUAAAAAAGUUGAAUUAUAUAUUCAGAGACAUUUGGUAUUUUGUGAGUCAUUCUCAGUGUUGAACUUGUUUUGAGGGCAUAAAAUAUUAUAGGUCACAGGGGUCCCUAAGCAAUAUUGUCUCAUCUGAAAUUAAAUCCUUGGCAUUUAUAACUGUUUUCACAAGCACGCGAUUACACAAUACUUGUCCAGUAAGUUUGUUAUCAGCAAUGGUGCAUAUAGAAAAUUGUGUUACAGUAUAUUUACAUGUAACUGUGUACAAUGUUGGGUCAUGGAAACAUGUAGUUUGACAAGCUUUUGCCAACACACCAACAUAAACACUGAAAAGUAUGUGUACAUUGUCAUUGAAGGUGUUCACAAAUUACAGGUACAAGGUCAUGUUGAUCAUAAUGUUUUCAGUAAUUCCUAUACUGUGUAAUGCGUAUUGGGUCAUGAGCCAGGUAAAAAUGAGACUUACCUCAAUGUAAGGCAAAAAAGUGUCCUGUUUGCCAUCAACAAAUUGAAUUUACAGUGGGGUCUGACACAGAAGGAACAUACUGUCACAUUGUUAUACAAAUGUGAGUGUAUAAAUUCUUGUUUUUAUGUCUCAUAUGACAAAUUUUACCUUCAUAUUCAGCAGAUGUUAACCACCACUUCGCCCAGUAUAUGGGCAUGCCGAGGCAGAGUUGAGAUAUUCAGAUUGCAUAAAAAAUAUCUGUCCCCAUCACUGUGAUGUCUUCUUGUUAGUUAUAAACCAGACUGGCCAAAAAAGACAUUGAAACCCUGAUUUCCUUUGAAAGGAAAGUUGCCUUAGUCUGAGAUAUCAGGAUCAAACUAAUGAGGGCUAUAUAAAAAUGAACAAUAGCAUUUUUCUUCAGAAGGCCUUUGUUUGGCUCUGGAUUCCUAUUCCAUAUUGUUAGGAAAGCUUCUACAGGUUUCUGUUUUUUGUGGAUAUAAUGAAUGCAUGCAAUGGCUUAUAAAUGUUCUGUCUCGGAAAUAUAUACAGUAUAUGGUGUAGCAGGGGAGUGCACACCUACAACAUCUACAGACACCGGACGGAGCGUUUGUCUAAUUCACCUUUAUUAUUUGGACUGGUUUCUCCGUCAAAGCUCUCUCUCGUGCCAAAUUAGAGUGCUGAGCUUAAUGUUGCAUGUUCAGAGAACUGAAUCAUGAGAAUACAGACACCUUGUUGUGAACUAUUGGUGUUAUCUGUGUAUUUUAAUUUGUGUGGCAAUUGUGCAAAAAAUCUGAACACUGUAAAGGACAGAAUAUUUUUGUGAAUCUUAUAAUUUUUGUUUUUUUUUUCAAGGUAACCAAUCCAAAUGUGAAUCCUUCAAAAGACAAAAAUAAAAAGGC